Aphis gossypii (cotton aphid) is the source of this 2784-nucleotide messenger RNA. RefSeq names its product scavenger receptor class B member 1-like. NCBI's taxonomy places the organism in Eukaryota, Metazoa, Arthropoda, Insecta, Hemiptera, Aphididae. Gene Ontology annotation, cellular component: membrane; cytoplasm. Gene Ontology annotation, molecular function: scavenger receptor activity. The record is from RefSeq and is a predicted model, not a curated record. The coding region runs from base 813 to 2429 and encodes 538 amino acids. The transcript has 10 exons.
AAUCCCGACGGACGGGCUGUCGGUUGGAGGCGGUUGCUGUGGAAAAUAUACGUAAAUCAUCGUCGUCUUCAUCGUAUUCGCUGGGAAUAAUCUAGACGACCCGGUCAAAGCCUUUACGGCGCAAUUAUACGAUAAUAAUUGCCGGUACUCGGUCCGGUUCGCAUCGGCCGCGCACCGUUUCGGCUGAAGGCCAUUUUGUACGAGACGCACCGAAGGACCGACGUCUCGUCGUCGCGCACCGCAAAACCACGUUGUACACACACGCGAUUCAUACGGCAUCAGACAGUGUUUACACGCGCAAGCGUCAGUCGACGUUUAGAUGAUCCUGGAACCAGUUAACUUGCCGGUCUACAACGGGUCUGACAAUUUUUUUCGUCUCAGAAAUAUUUUCUUAGCGUUUAUUCACCCUCCGACCACCGAUCCCCUCCCCCCAGAAAAAGUUGUCUCGUUUUAUCUUUUAUUUAUUCGAAUCUAUUUUUUUUCAUAAGAUUGUUUUAUUGUAAACAAAAUAUUCUAAAACCACACAUUCCAUAUCUCUAUAGGUGUAGAUACCACCGUAUUAUAUUUAUAACGCGUACUUACAUCAUAUCGGAGCGUGGCACGGGCCGCGUAUAACGCACUCUGCUAAGACGACAGCAAAGACUUUUUUUCCCCCGAUCGGAAUAGACAUUUUUCUCGUCGACAGCGGAUACGUUCGCAAAAAUUAUUAACGUACGCAAAAUUCUAUUAUACAAAGACGACGACGCCACCGCCGACAACAAAAAAUUGCGCAGGUCGCCCGCGUUCGCGGACAUACAUCUCGGCGGCAUCACAUGCACUUUAAAGACGAUCGACGUAACACCGAUCGUAUUGAAAAACCCACGAUGGUCAUCAUGAAAAGCCUAAAGAUUUUUCUGAAACGUUUCCGACAUGGUUUGAUAUGGUCGAUGCUGAUAGGAGUUUUCGCACUCGUUCUGAGUACACUAAUCGCCGUGUUCGAUCCAUAUAGAUUACUACUCAACUGGAAACUCGUAAUGGUCGAAGGUGGCGAAGCGUUCGAGUUGUGGAAAACACCACAAGCAGCAGUUUACGUAAAAGUAUACAUAUUCAACGUAACAAACCAUGAAGAAUUCUUGGCCGGGAUAGACAAAAAAUUGCGGUUUCAAGAAGUUGGCCCAUACAUCUACAGGGAAAAAAUGGAACAUAAUAACAUAACGUUUAAUGAUAACGGUACGUUCACAAUAACACCUGGAUUUUCGUUGAGAUGGGUGCCUGAACUGAAUACUGUUACAGAAGACGACGUGUUGAUACUACCAAAUAUCGCCCUUUUAGGUUUUGCCAAUUUUUUCGCAGAUACUUCUUUGAUUACCAGGAUGAGCGUCAAUCUACUUAUUCAUCAAACGAAAUCCACAGCAUUCCUCAGGCAAACGGUUAAGGAAUUCCUGUUCAAUUAUGAUAGUCCAUUAGUGUCUAUAGGCCACAAGUUCUUGCCAUCCUGGAUAUCGUUUGACAAGUUGGGAAUUCUAGACAGAAUGUACGAUCUCACCGGUGACAGCACAACGAUAUUUACUGGCUCAGAUGACGUAUCCAAAUCCGGAACCAUAGACAAUUACAACGGGAGACCAUAUCUGCCUCAUUGGCCAUCGCCGCCUUGCAAUCAAGUGUCGGGUUCUUCGGAUGGUACCAAGUUUCCAUCAAUGUCAAGCAAUGACACAGAAGUAUUGUUUUUCAGUAAGACUAUCUGCAGAGCAAUUCCGAUGGUGAGAUCGAGUGAGCUGAUAAUACAUGACGGUAUACCAGUGCACAAAUAUAUUUUCAAAAACGGAUCAUUUGACAACGGUGCCGACAACCCGGAAAAUAAGUGUUUUUGUCGUUAUAACAAAUGUUUGAAAUCAGGACUGAUGGAUGUCACCGACUGUAGUUAUGGUUUUCCUAUCGCAUUAUCUGCUCCUCAUUUUUACAAGUCCGAUCCAUCGUUAUUAAACGCCGUCGAAGGAUUGAAUCCUGUUGAAAAACUACACGAAUCCCAUUUUCUUAUCAACCAGGAAUCGGGUACGCCCACACAAAUGUACCUCAGAAUGCAAAUUAACAUUCCUGUAGGUGAGGUAUCGACCAUGGCAAACUCGGAACGUUUCAGCAACUUGGUCGUACCAUUGGUUUGGUCAGAGAUUGCAUUCGAUACGCUGCCGAGGCACUUGCUGAUCAGAUUCUUCGUGUACCUUAAUUUCGGGCCGAUCUUUUUCGUCGUGCUCAAGUACUUGCUGCUGGUCGUCGGCGUGGCGUUCGUCACCCUAACCGUGAUCACGUCGCUGUACAUGACCAUCGACAACGAACUCGAGUACCGCGAGUCGUCGGCGUGGCGCCACGAGAACCAGACUCUGAUGGACGGCGUCCAGCGGCGGGACGCGACCCGGACCGACACCGAUACCCGUCGGCCGACAAGGAGAUGAACACGCCACAGUCACAACUCGCUGUUGGAAGGCGACGGUGCGGUCUCGGCUCGGUUCGACGACGACUCGUCCGUACACCCAGGCCGAUCGCCGUGCACGAGUUGAGAUCGCUCCUGGACAGUUGCACCGAGUAUGACUACUACGACGACGACGACGACAAAAACCACCGAAUCGUGUACAUAUAGUCUUUGCCCGGUCGGGGCAAACGGCACGCGCGAUAAACAUUAUAUAUUAUUAUUAUUAUUAUCAUCGUUAUUAUAUUAUAUUUUACAGUACGAUCUGAUGUGACACGACAGCAUUUUGUAAUGAUAUUAUAUACACAUUAUUAUAAUAAACACAUAUUUAUAUAUAUAUA